AUGGCACCUGAAAUGAUCCCUGUUAGGCGAUCAGAUGAUCGAUGCCGAAGUGGAAUACCUGUUCUGCAGUUGAGGAACCGGAUCUCAGCACUUCUGGUUGACAGUGACAGGUCUUCUCAGAUAGCACAGUCGAGCUUUCUUCGAUAUUAUGGUGUUGACACCCAGACUGCUAGCAAUGGCCUAUCUGCAUUUGUCCUCGCUUCAGCUUCAUCUUCCACCUUUGACCUCAUUAUCAUUGACAUUAGCCUUCCUGUCAUGAAUGGGCUUGGGGUAGCAAGCUAUCAGGUAUAUGCGUGCCAGGGCAUAAAUUGUAAGAUCAUAGGCAUGACUGGUUGCUGGUGUGAAAUGCAUGAGCAAGCAAUUCUUGAUGCUGGGGCUAAUAAAGCAAUUGAGAAGCCAUUCUUCCCAGCGACCCUGUUGCCGAUUCUGAGGGAGCUUGAUGAUGAACUUUAA
This is a messenger RNA of Populus trichocarpa (black cottonwood), 453 nucleotides long. RefSeq names its product two-component response regulator 24. The record is from RefSeq and is a predicted model, not a curated record. Gene Ontology annotation, biological process: phosphorelay signal transduction system. The coding region runs from base 1 to 453 and encodes 150 amino acids. The transcript is spliced from 2 exons. NCBI's taxonomy places the organism in Eukaryota, Viridiplantae, Streptophyta, Magnoliopsida, Malpighiales, Salicaceae.